Molecule: messenger RNA, 414 nt
Organism: Cladocopium goreaui
Lineage: Eukaryota; Dinophyceae; Suessiales; Symbiodiniaceae
Source: the annotation of a GenBank genome assembly
AUGGCGCAAGUCGUCUUGCAGAGUCCAAGGGGUUCGGCUUUACGAGGCACCAGCAAGCUGCAACUUCUGGCAAGGACCCUUCCCAUAACGGGCGCUAUCUCGAUGCUCUUGGCCUUGAUUUUUGAGCCCGGCGCCACCACUGCCCUGCAAGCCGCUGUGGCGCCCAACCUGCUGGCACGGGUAUUGAUGGUGGCCAUGGGGCUGACAGCGAUGCUUUACGCGGAGCUGAAACUGGUCAGCCUGCUAUCUGCCGUGGCCUUCAACGUUUUGUCCACGCUCCACCAGAUUCCUAUCGUCCUAGCAGGUGUGGUCUUCCAGCACAACACAGUGAGUCAGAGUUCCGUAGCAGGCUUUACCUGUUGCAUCUUUGGUGCGCUGGUCUAUGCCCUCGCGAGGUACAACGAUACCCACUGA